AUGGCUGUCUAUACCUGUUUCCUGUGCCUGUACUCCGUUUUAUGGGAAGGAAAAUUAGAAGAAGCUGCAAAAACGAAUAUGAAUCUUGAUCCUUCAAAUCUUUCUCCUCUUGCUACUUCUACUCCUGCUUCUUGGAUUCUCCACAGAUUCUGGCUCGGAGAGUAUAUACGCAAAGCAAGUGCAGAAAGUGUAGUGAUUUUGGCUGCAGUCGAGGGGGAUGACCAAUACCACCACUCAUUUCUCAAGUGCUCGCUUUUAAUGGCAUCCUCCAAUUUAACAAAGGCCCGCCAAGCACGCCUUCUAUCUUCAUUAGUCCUCGACAUUCUCAAAGCAUCCUGCGGUAGAGCCGCAUCCAUAUCGAGUAGAUUAACCUUGAGAGACCUCAAAAUUUCACACGCUCUGCCCACUAACGGUCUUAACGAAGAUUCACAAAUUAUGCUGCUUUUCGAUAUCUGGAUAAGUGUGCUCCUGUCCUUCAAUGUACCACACUUAGGUCUCUCGACAUUUGUUCCCUCCUCAGCCAAGCUAUUAUUAUUCUCAGCACCUCUCGACAAUCUGUUGUCCUUUGUGGCAACCACGACACUCGGCUCGUUACUCGAGCUCAUCUGCUGUUUGGUUUUCGAAUCCGGAGACAAAUCGCUUGAACCAGCCUCGUUUAGCCUUGUGGGACCCAAUGUCAAUGCAGGAUCACUAAAAUAA
Molecule: messenger RNA, 699 nt
Organism: Striga asiatica
Lineage: Eukaryota; Viridiplantae; Streptophyta; Magnoliopsida; Lamiales; Orobanchaceae
Source: the annotation of a GenBank genome assembly